GUCAACGGUUUCUCUUUGUGGUCACACUCUAUGUUUAUUCUGGAGACUAUAGCAUGUAAAGAAAAUGGACUUGGGAGUCAGACGAAUCUUGAUUCAAAUCUUGGUAGUGCCAUUCAUCAGCUGUGUGGCAUUGAGUGCAUCAGUGAACCACUCUCUAAUCCUCAAUUGUCUUAUCUGUAAAAUGAGAUUACACACCCCUGCCCAGGGUUAUGGUAGGAUUAGAUAUAAUAUGUGUAAGACAGCUUCCCAGUGCCUGAUACAAGGUAAUUGUCCAAUAAGAAGUUACAAAUGUUCCUGAGUCACCCUUCUGGGUUCCUCUGCACAUCCAAUGCUGGACUCUUCAUGCCCAAGGAAACAUAUGGGGCACAAAAGUCAGUGGCACUCAGCUCAGCAAAAGAGGCACAGGAAGGGGAUGGGGGGGGUCCUGGCUCCCGCUUUGUCCUGGGGGCCAGGCUUGUGGCCAGCCUGGAAAGACGGACAUGAACCCUCCAGCAUCCGAGGGUGCCAACCACCAAGAGCAGCACAGUUCUUGUCUACAAGCCACUUGUAGCAGGUGUGAACAUUUCAUCUUUCCUCUGGGGGUUGCAACUCUCUCCCCAGUCUCGGUCAUUGUCUUUGGUUGUACCACUUCCCUUUUAUUCUCGCCUGAACCUCCCUCAUCUUUGCUCUAUGAUGACAUCGCCCUGGGGAAGAGAAGCUGAGAGGAACUCCUCACUCAGCUAGCUUCAGGAGCCAUGACAUCAUCUCUACCAUGGAAAUUCCGCUCACUCUCCUGAGCCCCCACAUUUGUCCCAGGUCUCAGAGUCUCUAUAAAGAGAGAUUCCCAACUCAGUAUUAGCACAGGACACAGUUGGGUUCUGAAGCUUCUGAGUUCUGUAGCCUCACCUCUGAGAAAACCUCUCUUCCACCAACACCAUGAAGCUGUGCGUGACUGUCCUGUCUCUCCUUGCGCUAGUAGCUGCCUUCUGCUCUCCAGCACUCUCAGCACCAAGCUCAAGCGAUCCUCCCACCUCAUGCUGCCUCACCUACACUACCCACAAGAUCCCACGUCAGCGGAUUAUGGAUUAUUAUGAGACCAACAGCCAGUGCUCCAAGCCCGGAAUUGUCUUCAUCACCAAAAGGAACCGAGAAGUCUGCACCAACCCCAGUGACGACUGGGUCCAAGAGUACAUCAAGAAUCCCAACCUACCUUUGCUGCCCUCCAGGAACUUGGCCACGGUUAAAAUUAUUACAGCAAAGAAUGGCUAAGCCCAGCUCCUCAACUCCCAGUAAUGACCAGGCUUUAGUGGAAGCCCUUGUUUACGGAAGAGAGGGGUAAACCUACAAAAACAGGAGAAGCCUUAUUAGGCUGAAACUAGCCAGUCACAUUGAGAGAAACAGAACAAUGAUCAAAAUAAAGGAGUAUUUCGAA
This is a messenger RNA of Chlorocebus sabaeus (green monkey), 1411 nucleotides long. NCBI's taxonomy places the organism in Eukaryota, Metazoa, Chordata, Mammalia, Primates, Cercopithecidae. The record is from RefSeq and is a predicted model, not a curated record.